AAUUUUGAGCUUUGCAUGAAGUUUGUACAGCGAGCGCUCAGCUUGCAACUUGCGAGUUUGUCACUCAUGACAGUGACACUUCUUGACAGCAGUUCCUCAAGCCUCAAUUGCCAGCAGAUCUUCUGGACUCUGGAGGGGCUAUUUCCUCGUCCUUGACUUUGUAUGAGAGGUAGAAGUUUAGGAUUUCUGCUUGAAAAAUCAACGCCUUGGUCGAUCUGGUCAGCAUUGCGCGCUCGUUGCAAAAGUCGCAGCCAUGGUCCGUGAGAAGACUGUCAAGAAGUCGCCCUCCGGCGCUGAUGCGGUUGAUGAUUUCACCUCCGCACAGGUCAGCGUGAGGAAAGAUAGGGACACAAGGAAGAGUUCUUCUGCAAAGUCGAGCAGCAGUGCUCCUGCAGAAGAGAAGACAAAGGCCAAGCCAAAGCCAAAGCCACAGCUGAAAGGAAAAGGAGGCCCGAAGCCGGGAGAUAGCUAUCUUGGGGGGAUUGAUCUUCCGCCGUCUGAUGAUGAGGAGGAACUAGAGGGAGAGGAAGAAGGAGCCGGAGCAGCUGGCGGUGCUAAGGCCAGCUCAUCCGGGUCCAGACCUGUCUCUGUGAGCGCAAAGUCCGACGCUGCAGAGCUAGACACAUCGGUGACAGACCGCGAAGCCAAGAAGCGGGAACGGAAAGAGAUGCAGCAAGCGGCCGCGGCGCUCAAAAUAAAAGAAGAGGCCCUGCGGGACGACAUGAAUGCUUUCUCGGUGGCCGUGGCUUCGCGGUCCAGCCAACUAGAGGGGGAGCAAGAAGCGGUCGACGCGAACAGUAGGGAUGUCAAGGUGGAGAACUUUUCGGUGUCGGCGAAGGGGAAGGAGCUGCUAGUGAACACGAACUUGAACAUCGUUGCGGGCAGGAGGUACGGCCUCGUGGGGCCGAACGGGAAGGGCAAAACGACGCUGCUCAAACUGGUGUCCACGCGACAAAUACCAAUCCCGAAGAAUAUUGACGUCCUGCUAGUGGAACAGGAGGUCGUGGGCGAGGACAAGAGUGCGUUGGAGGCGGUGGUGGCGGCAGACCAGGAGCUUGUGUCGCUCAGAGAGGAGGAGCAGCGGUUACAGGCCCUGACGUUAGAUGACGACAGCAAAGAUGUUGACGAGGAAGAAGAGGCAGCGGCGGCGGAUCGCUUGACGGUGAUUUACGAGCGCAUGAAGGAGAUUGGUGCCGAGUCAGCGGACGCGAGGGCGUCCAAGAUUCUGGCAGGACUGGGCUUUGACUCCGCUAUGCAGGGCCGAGCCACCAAGUCCUUCAGCGGCGGGUGGCGCAUGCGCAUCUCCCUCGCGCGCGCGCUCUUCAUCCAGCCCACGCUGCUUCUCCUGGACGAGCCUACUAAUCACUUGGACCUGCGCGCCGUGCUGUGGCUCGAGGAGUACCUCAUGCGCUGGAAGAAGACGCUCGUGGUCGUGUCUCACGACCGCGACUUCCUCAACUCCGUCUGCACCGAUAUUAUACACCUGUUUGAUCUCAAGCUGCACUACUACAGGGGCAACUUCGACGCGUUCGACGACAUGUACGAGAAGAAACGGACGGAGAACAACAAGCUUUACGAGAAGUACGACAAGCAGCUUAAGGCCGCCAAAGCGAGCGGCAGCAAGGCCAGCCAGGAUAAGGUCAAGGACCGCGCCAAAAUGGCGCAGGAAAAGCGGGAGAAAAAGAGUAAAGGCAAGGCCGCCGCCGCGGCGGGGGGGGACGAGGACGCGCCUGUGGAAGCCCCCCGGAAGUGGAAAGACUACGAGGUGGUGUUCCAUUUCCCGGAGCCGACGCUGCUGACGCCGCCCCUGCUGCAAAUAAUUGACGUCAGCUUUGAGUACCCGAACCGGUCGGACUUCCGGCUGAGUGACGUCAACGUGGGGGUGGACAUGGGAACUAGGGUGGCGAUCAUUGGGCCCAACGGGGCGGGGAAGUCGACGCUGCUGAACCUGCUGGCCGGGGAUCUGGACCCGACGGAGGGAGAAACGAGGCGGAGUCAGAAGCUGCGCAUCGGGCGGUAUUCGCAGCACUUUGUGGACUUGCUGACAAUGGACGAGAACCCCGUGCAGUACCUGUUGCGGCUGUACCCUGACCAGGAGGGCCCCAGUAAGAGCGAGGCGAUGCGCGCCAAGCUGGGCAAGUUCGGGCUGCCCAGCCACAACCACCUCACGCCAAUCAUCAAAUUGUCGGGCGGCCAGAAGGCGCGCGUCGUGUUCACCUCAAUAUCGCUCAAGCAGCCGCACAUACUGUUGUUCGACGAGCCAACGAACCAUCUGGACAUGCAGAGCAUCGACGCUUUGGCAGACGCUCUAGAAGAGUUCAGUGGGGGAGUGGUGCUCGUGAGCCACGACGCGCGGCUCAUUUCGCGUGUGUGCGGGGACGAGGAGACGAGCGAGGUGUGGGUAGUGGAGCACGGGAAGGUGGCGCGGUAUGACGGAUCGUUCGAGGAAUAUAGAAAAGAGCUGAUCAAGGAGAUCAACAAAGAGUUGGACGAGUAGAUAAGGGGAGCAACGGGGGAAGGGGAAGGAGUUAUCGUCAAGGAACUGGGGGCGGGGUGUGGGAAGGGGUCCGAGGUCUGCGAGGAGUGACAUGGGGGGGGUGGGACGACUAAAUCAAUGCUCGCGCACUGCCUUUUUGGAGGGCGUUUUGUAGUUCAAGCGGGCCACUUCAAAAGCUUGCUGCGGAUAAUUGUCUCCAUGUCUGCAACGAAGGAUUCUGUGUGUGUCAGAUUGCUAAGCAAAAGUGCGCUG
Messenger RNA from Klebsormidium nitens, 2749 nucleotides. Lineage: Eukaryota; Viridiplantae; Streptophyta; Klebsormidiophyceae; Klebsormidiales; Klebsormidiaceae. The record is from the annotation of a GenBank genome assembly.